AUGCCAAACGACUGUGGAUUGGCUGUUACGCCGCGAAUGAGAGCAAUCCUCACUCAACCCGGGUUCUUGUCAAGCAAUGGCGGCGGUCAGGAGCUUCGCGAGCUCUAUUCUAACGGCUCCGGAGAGUUCGAUAUGACUCGCCUUUCACCAUUCGGGUGGGCAUGCUGCGCAGGUCUGUUGAAAGCAGUCCAGAAGGCCGUUCAAACUGGCACGGCACCGCCCCUCAACGGAACGGAGACGCCUUAUGAAUUUAGCUAUGCCACGCUUAUCGUUAGCGGUGCCCAACGAGUCUCCGGGAAUGGAGGGAAUCCCGACGCUCUUAAACACGAACAGGUAUUGGAAUACCUCAUCACGCAAGGCAUGCCUGUAGAUAUACCCGACGUCGUUGGACAAACGGCGUUAUACCAUUCUAUCGUAUCUCCGGAAGCACGUGUCGACCUUGCGCGUAUCCUCAUAAUCUCAGGCAAAGCGAAUAUCAACCACCAGUCGAAAUACGGCGAAGUUGCGCUUCUCGGCGUGUUCCAGCUAAAUCGCGUCGAGGCGGCGGAUUUGCUGAUGGAGCACGGGGCUGAUAUAGAUAUUGCGGACGGGGACGGCUUGACGGCUCGAGAAUUCUGCUCGAAGGUAGGACCUGAGAUAACGGCCUGGAAUGACUGGGACAGUCAUAAAAGGAUAUGUAUACCCUUCUCACCAAGCAACACAGUCGCCGUCAAACCGUUCUAUAAUUCACGCCAUAUGACCGUGCACUCGACGGCCACCAAGACUCGCCAGAUUUUUGGGUUGCCUACAGGGCCUCAGAACCCUAAACAACUUCGAGCGUCCCACGUUCCAAAGUUGUCCAAAGGAGGGGAAGGCAAGGACAUGAUCAUCAAGAUACAAAUUUCGUUGGCCCGCGACAAUGCCGAUAUGUUGGUGUACGAUAAAAAGAGGGAGUUUGUAUGCGCCGUGAGGCGAGAGGAUGGAGAGGACGUGUACGACAGGAUGUUAGCAGUGAUCAACACCCAGGGCGUUGGCGGGAAAGCAUACUUCGCUGCGACUUUGAAGAGCGAAGAGGAAUUGAUUGUGAAAAUUGGGGAUGUACUUGCUGAGCAGCCUUUUUGA
Messenger RNA from Pleurotus ostreatus (oyster mushroom), 1101 nucleotides. RefSeq lists its product as uncharacterized. The record is from RefSeq and is a predicted model, not a curated record. Bases 1 to 1101 code for a protein of 366 amino acids. Gene Ontology annotation, molecular function: protein binding. NCBI's taxonomy places the organism in Eukaryota, Fungi, Basidiomycota, Agaricomycetes, Agaricales, Pleurotaceae. The transcript is spliced from 4 exons.